Molecule: messenger RNA, 756 nt
Organism: Xenopus laevis (African clawed frog)
Lineage: Eukaryota; Metazoa; Chordata; Amphibia; Anura; Pipidae
Product: RAC-beta serine/threonine-protein kinase A-like
Exons: 6
Coding region: 1-684 (227 amino acids)
Source: RefSeq, a predicted model, not a curated record
AUGCAAGUAAAAGGGACAUGUGAUUUUAGCAGCAACAAGAGCCUGACCUUGUAUAAGACACAAGUGUAUAAGUCAAAGGGAACAUGGGCAGACUUUCUGUCAGCCAGAGAUUUAAAGCUUGACAAUGUCCUCUUGGAUGCAUCCGGAUAUAUAAAAAUCACAGACUUUGGCCUUUGCAAAAAAGGAAUGGGCGUUGGAGUCUUAACCACAAGCCCUGCUGGAACUCCUUAUUAUACUGCUCCAGAGAUAUUGAAACGGGAGCCCUAUGGAAGAGCAGUAGACUGGUGGUCUGUAGGAGUGAUGCUUUAUUACAUGGUGCUUCACAGGUUCCCCUUUAACGGACUGAACAUGGAGCAUCUGUGUGAAUUUAUCAAGCAUUCGAGGGCGAUUUUUCCACCCAAAGUCCCUGCUGAUUUCUCAUCCACAACAAAAGGACUUUUGGCCAAAUUCCCUGAGAAUCGCCUGGGAUUCAACGGAGCUGAAGAAGUGAAGCAAAGCCCGUUGUUCUGUAAAAUCAAUUUUGAUGGCCUCUUGAAUAAAAAAGUGACACCACCAAUCAUCCCAGCUGUCCAAAGCUCAAGCGAUAAUGACACAAACCUAAUGGUAACUCUGUAUGGGCGUAAAGCAGUUAUACCAGACUCCGUCAGUGAAGCCCUCCAGAACUUUGAUUAUUAUGUUGGCUGAAUGUGAGAAGAGACACUUGAAUAUUAAAGAAAUGCCAUCCGCCCCUCAACCAGGAAUGAAGCAGCCGGCUAA